Messenger RNA from Saprolegnia parasitica CBS 223.65, 1260 nucleotides. RefSeq lists its product as hypothetical. The coding region runs from base 10 to 1260 and encodes 416 amino acids. NCBI's taxonomy places the organism in Eukaryota, Oomycota, Saprolegniomycetes, Saprolegniales, Saprolegniaceae. Gene Ontology annotation, molecular function: zinc ion binding; metallopeptidase activity. The record is from RefSeq and is a predicted model, not a curated record. Gene Ontology annotation, cellular component: cytosol. The transcript is spliced from 8 exons.
CCGACUGCGAUGGAGAGCGAAGACUGGAGCUCCGUGGCCUCGGCCGUGCACGCAGCGCUGCCCGAAGGCGCCUACUCGCACCUGCACUGGGCCGCCACGGUGGACUUUGACCUGCGCGUGGUGCACGCGACGGCGACAUAUACCCUCGCGGUCGCGCCGACCAACGGCCUCGUCCCGCUCGAAGUCAACGGCCUCGCCAUCCGCGCCGUGCGCAUCAACGGCGCCGAGAGUGCGACGCAGGUCGUCGCCAACCCCGUUCCUUCGGGCCACUCGAUGCUGCUCAUCAACCUCCCGCCCCACACCCUCGCGCCCUUCACCAUUGCCAUCUCAUACUCGACGGCGCCCAGCGGGCUCGCCUGCCACUGGCUCGACGACACCAAGAGCAGCGACGGCGGCACCUGGCUCGUCACGCAGUCGUACCCGUCGUACGCCUCGGCGCUGCUCCCGAUUCCUGCCGCGCUCUGCAUGAAGUACCCGUACACGGCCGAGAUCACGACCUUGACCUCGACGAUUGCCGUUGUCAGUGCGCCGACGCGAGGCGCCGCGCCGACGCUGGCCGAGAAUGGGAUGCAGACGUGGACCUACCGGCAGACCGUGCCCGUGCCAUCGCACGCGCUCGCGCUCGUCGUCGCGCCCAUGGAGCUGUUCUCGCUCGCGCCGCAAAUGUCAACACUUUUUGCGACCGAAGACAUUGAAAUCGAAGCGACGUUCGACGCCGUGUCGCAGCUGCCGCUGCACCUCGAGCUCGCGGAGGCGCUCACGGGCCAUGAGUUUGUCUGGUCGGAACUCAACAUUGUGAUCGUGCCCGCCGAAUUCUGCUUCCAGACCGCGCUCUACCCGUGUCUGGUCGUGACGACCCAAACGUGUCUGACGCGAUCGCUUCUUGUCGAAAGCGUCGCCCGGCACUGGUUGUCGUUCCUUGCACCGCACGAAACGUGGCACGACGUCUGGCUGAGCGAAGGCUGGGCAAAGUACCUCUGGCUCGAACUCCUCAAGCAGCUGGACGGAAGCGAGGUCGAGACGACAGAACUUGUCUGGUCGGGCUACAACCAGCUCUGCCGUGCAUUCGACACCGAGUCGCCAGCCAACACGCGUCUGCGCAUGGACCACCACUCGAUGGAUCGGUUCAGCGUCAUUGCCCGGGAGAAGGGCUACCUCUGCCUCUUGGCGCUGCAAGCCAUGGUCGGGAAGGACACGUUUGACUUUUUUGUCUCGGCCUACAUUUCUGGUACGACACCCUCGAACCAGACACGAAUCUGA